AGCCGCACUGGUCCCGCGAGAGAGCAGCUCGGGGGCGGAUAGAUGGAUGGAUGACCCUGCUGCUCCCCUCCCUAGCAGUUCCAGCUGUCUGCUCCUUUCCUGACUUCACCACCCUGGCGUACCAUGGCGUCCGGCGAGGAGGACGGCACGGUAGACGAGAAAGAAAACAACAACAAGAAGAAAACUAAAAGCGCUCUCGCUACCGCAUGGCUCACUUUCUACAACAUCGCCAUGACUGCCGGGUGGCUUGUUCUGGCAAUGGCAAUGGUUCGCUUUUACAUCCAGAAAGGUUCGCACAAGGGUCUGUACAGAAGUAUAGCAAGGACACUCAAGUUUUUCCAGACCUUUGCACUAGUUGAGGUUGGACACUGCGCAGUUGGAAUUGUGAGGACUUCGGUGAUUGUAACUGGAGUUCAAGUGUGCUCAAGGAUUUUCAUGGUUUGGUUUAUAACCAACAGCAUCAGACAGAUCCAGAAUGAAGAGAGCGUAAUCCUUUUCUUGGUUGUGUGGACAGUGACAGAGAUUACCAGAUAUUCAUACUACACAUUCAAACUGCUGCACCACCUGCCGUACUUCAUCAAAUGGGCCAGGUACAACCUGUUCAUUGUCCUGUACCCGCUGGGAGUCAUCGGGGAGCUGCUCACUAUUUACGCAGCUCUGCCAUUUGUGCGCAGAACUGGAAUGUACUCCAUGAGGCUUCCGAACAAGUAUAACGUGUCCUUCGACUACUACUACUGCCUCAUCAUUGUCAUGCUGUCCUACAUCCCACUGUUCCCUCAGCUCUACUUCCACAUGCUGCGGCAGAGAAGGAGGGUGCUUCACGGGGAGAUCAUAGUGGAAAAGGAUGACUAGCCCCACAUGAGCCUGUUUGAGCCAGCCUGCUACAUCACAAAUGUCUCCAAUUAUUUCACCAGAAUCUCACCAUUCGGAACAGGAAGAUGCACACAGCCUGUGUCAGAGAGCAAGACACCAGUAUCCAGUGCUAAAUGAAAGCAAAUGACAGCACCAUGGGAUUUAUAAUGGGAGUUUGAAAGGGGAAUAUUUCCUGUUUGAAUGAUUAUUAUUGGAACGAUGUUUACAAGCCAAACUAAAGUUUUACUGGAGCUUGAGAUAGAAGCCUGGAGUUCAACCGCAUAGCUUCUCUGAUCUCACCGCCUUGUUGCACUGAAGCACAACAUUCUUAUGAGGAAAACAUAUGUCAUUACAGUGACAAAGUUGCACCCACCCAAAAGUGUGAAAGAGAAAAACAAAAGGCUUUCAGAAAAAUGAUGUUACUGUAAGUUAUUAAAUGAAGUUUCCCCAGACUUAAUUGGCAGUUCUAUAAUUUAUAAUGUAAUCCACCACAGCAAUUUUAUACUAAAAUAUUGUGGUUGUACAAAACAAAAAACAUAGAUUUAUAGAUCCAUCAUACCUCAACAAUAAACCUACAUUUAGAAAAUAUGCUGCUUCAUUUGUGUAUGUUUGUUAUGUGUAAAUGUUAUGUGAAUUAAGCGGUUAAGUAGUAUAUACUUAAAGAUUUAUUUAUUCACACACUGUCACAGCUUAACAUUGUGUCAGCUCUUGCAUUCUUUGAUUAUUGAUUUUGCUUCGAUGUUUACGAUGUCAAAUUACUUCGCAAGAGUGCAUCUUAAAAUGCUGCAGUCGUCUCAAAUAGUAGCUUUAUCUUUUGGCUGAUGUAGAUGAAGUGAAGUCCAGAUUUUUGUCUGCACUCAAAGUCUUUAGUGACUUUCUGUUUGAUUUUAGUCCAGAUCUCAGGCUAGUUAGAUUCUCUUCUACUAAAGGUGCUAUUGUAAGAUCAUUUCAUCUUCUGUGCAGCUGAACAAGUGACUGUGAUUAGAGUUGACCUGAAGCAGGGGACAGCAUGUGAAAAAAUUAAGAGGAAAUGCUCUGACCUAAACAAGGCUUUGCUAUAAGUUAACCCAUGGUCAUCUGAGAUCAGCACCAUGCUAAAAUGUGACUUUGAGAGAACAAAACGCAAGUUCAAAGUAAACAAAAUAUGGAUAAUAUGAAUAGAAAUGUGAAAGUGCCUUCUGUCAAUAAAGUCAAUAAACAAAAUUCUACAGAA
Molecule: messenger RNA, 2065 nt
Organism: Periophthalmus magnuspinnatus
Lineage: Eukaryota; Metazoa; Chordata; Actinopteri; Gobiiformes; Gobiidae
Gene: hacd1
Product: 3-hydroxyacyl-CoA dehydratase 1
Exons: 7
Coding region: 124-852 (242 amino acids)
Biological process (GO): fatty acid elongation; very long-chain fatty acid biosynthetic process; sphingolipid biosynthetic process
Cellular component (GO): endoplasmic reticulum membrane
Molecular function (GO): 3-hydroxyacyl-CoA dehydratase activity
Source: RefSeq, a predicted model, not a curated record